UCCUCAAGCAAGGUGUCGGUAUCGGCAUCCAGAUGCGGCAACGCCACACUUACAAAUGGGACAACAGCGCGACCACAAUUUUUUACUUUGACGGGACAUUACAGGGGAAAUUUUGAUUGCCAACUCCUCAACAUUCGCGACGGCGAUGAGUUUUGUCUUGUGUGUGAUCCCUGUCGCGCUGAGGGUAGGUAUUUUAUCAAGGCGGAUAUCAGAGGAAAUGGCAACAACAUGCAGCUUGUCCUGGACAUAGCGCUGGUUGCAAUCCCCAACCGAGCCCGAAAAAGGGGGAAAACCUUGCGCGAGGCCAUCAGAGACUUUCAGGCUAGGCGCCGCCUGGAUGCUCAGGACUUCCUCAACCACAUAGCGUCAUAA
Molecule: messenger RNA, 372 nt
Organism: Neurospora tetrasperma FGSC 2508
Lineage: Eukaryota; Fungi; Ascomycota; Sordariomycetes; Sordariales; Sordariaceae
Exons: 4
Source: RefSeq, a predicted model, not a curated record